This is a messenger RNA of Effrenium voratum, 837 nucleotides long. The record is from the annotation of a GenBank genome assembly. NCBI's taxonomy places the organism in Eukaryota, Dinophyceae, Suessiales, Symbiodiniaceae.
AUGCUCGUCCGGGCAUUGCUUCUCACCACUCUGCUCGGCGCUGCCAAUGAGCUCGACGCGGAGCAGUGCGACCGGGCAGAGGAGGAAGCCGAACUGCUGGACGUCCAGCUGCUGCAGACCUCCUUCCAGAUCACCCCGAAGGCUAAGGCCGAGAGGGCUGUGAAGGCCGUCGCGCCGGAGCAGCACUGGACUGGUGGCGCUGCCAUGCCGGAGGAGCAAUCCCUGCUUCAGACCUCCUUCGAGGUGAGCUUGUCCUCCACGGUUUUCACCGGGGGAAUUGUGGGCAACGAAGGCUGGCGCCUGCAGCCCAACGCCUCCUGCUUCGUGGACGGCUUGUGGCCGGUCUCGGGCACUGCGCCGCUGCUGGUGCAGCUGGGCACCGUGCACGAGCUCGGGAACCUGGGGCGGUCUGAGCCGGCCAGGACCUCCACGGCCUUCUACUUCAUGGACAUGCUCAGCAGUAGGUCUUCGCUGGUGCUAACGGUGUACUUCUGCAUCUACUUGUUUUCCAUCGUUUCGAUUCACUACAACAUGACCACCAGAGUCAAGGACAAGGCCGCUCCUGGCAAAGUGCCCCAGGAGAGCUGCCUGGAAGACGAGAUCUACAAGCGGAACCCGCUGAGCUGGCUCUGCGUGUCGUGGCUGAACCCCAUGGUGGCCAAACUAGGGGCGUCCUGGAGCAGCGCCAUGUCCAAGUGCAACGCGGACGAGCUGCCGGCGGUGAACCCUCCAUCCUUCCAGGCCCAGCGGCAGGGGGAGCGCUUCGAGAAGUUGUGGCGAGAGGAGUUGGAGCAGUACGGGGACCAGGCGCGAAGACGUCGCCCGGAGGGCUCUUGA